This is a messenger RNA of Parasteatoda tepidariorum (common house spider), 12018 nucleotides long. RefSeq names its product histone acetyltransferase p300. Gene Ontology annotation, biological process: positive regulation of transcription by RNA polymerase II. Gene Ontology annotation, molecular function: zinc ion binding; protein binding; histone acetyltransferase activity. The record is from RefSeq and is a predicted model, not a curated record. Lineage: Eukaryota; Metazoa; Arthropoda; Arachnida; Araneae; Theridiidae. Gene Ontology annotation, cellular component: transcription regulator complex; histone acetyltransferase complex.
UAUUUGAUGAAACUUGUGGCAACGUUUAAUGGCUGCUGAAAGUUACUGAAAUUUCCAUUGCGUUCAAUGAUAGUCAAUAUGAGAUUGCUAUUAAAAUUUUAAAAUUUCUUCAGGAUAUUUGUUUAUUUUUUGCUUUAAUCAAUUCAUUUAACGUUAAUGAUCUUCUAUUUGUUUUGAGUUCUAGGCAAAACGCAGAAGAAUAUUAUAAUGUAGUUGAUACAUUUCAUUUCAAGACUAAAAUGUAAUUUAAAGCUGCAAUUCAUCUUUGAUUAACUCUUGGGCGUGAAGUCUAAGCAGUUCCUCUGCCAUCUGGCAUAGAGAAAACAACUGGUCAGAUACCAAUUGUGGUACAUUAUUGAAAGUAUCUGACAGUUUUUAAAGCACAGUUCAGUUCUUUUUAAAAAAUACUCAGCAAUCCUGCCCUUGUUCAAGUGACCUUGUUCUACUGCUAUGAAGUUCUGUAAAAAGAAGGCUAUUUGCUUGAAUUAGGAACAUUUUGCAUGAUGAAUAUCUUUUGUCUUCAUAGUCCUUUGUCAUACAUAUGAUAUCAUCAUGUAGUUAUAGUGUGCUAUAGCUGCAUAAAAAACCUUCAUGUCGCAAAUGGCAGUUUCAAAUAUUCCUGGACAAAAUCCUGGGCAACAAAGUUUGUUAGGCACAGUUAAUAUUAUUUCUUCUAGCCAAAGUAACGGACAGCAAGGACUGCUUAGCACAGUCAAUGUUAUGUCUUCUGAUCAAAAUACUGUUCCACAAAAUCAACUUGGCAAUGUUGGUAAUGUUCUUCCUGGACAAAAUGUUGGGCAACAAAGUUUGCUUACAACUGCAAAUCAAGCAACAUCAACUUUUGGUCCAUUUUCUCACGUCUCAGAUAUUGAAAAACGUAGAUAUCAUCAGCAGUUAGUACUGCUAUUACAUGCUUAUAAAUGUCAAAAGCGUGAUUCUACAAAUGGUGAAGUGAGAGGAGAGUGCAAUUUGGCACAGUGCCAAGGAAUGCGACAUGUCCUAAGUCACAUUCAAGUGUGUCAAGCUGGCAAUGCUUGUACAAUUCCUAAUUGUGCUUCAUCAAAGGCCCUCAUAUUACACUGGAAAAAUUGCACUCAAAGAGAAUGUGCAUUAUGUUUGCCACUCAAACAAGCUCAUGGAAGACGACAACAGCAACCUCCUGUUGUCCAAACAAGUCAAGCAAAUCAAGUCCCAAAUCAAGCUGUUGUUCAAAGAGCCUAUUCUUCUUUAGGACUUCCAUUUCCUAGUAAUAAUAGCAAUGUUAUGGAUUCAGGUUUACAGAAUCAAGGUCAAACACUUGAAAGUGAGCGUGCUUCUCAAAGUCCUUCCCAGUUAGUAAAUCAUAUUCAACUGCCACAGACAGCUCAACAGCAGUCAAAUGUUCAGCUACGAACGAUGCUUCAGAAUAAUGCAUCAGGGGCUAAUACAAACCCUGCAACACAAUUGGUCUUUAUGGGAGAACCUUCUGUUAAAACAACUAGUGCAUCUCUUAUGAAUUCAGUUCCAAAUCAAAUGUCUCCCCUCGUUUCAAACAUCACUAGUUGUGCUCCUACUAAUGUUAAAGAUUGGCACCAAGCUGUCACUUCUGAUUUGCGGCAUCAUUUAAUUCAAAGGAUUAUUCAAGAAAUCCUAAUUGUACUUAACAAAAAAGAUUUAAAUGACCCAACUGAUCCUGCUUUUAUGAAUGUCAUCAACUAUGCUCGUAGAAAUGAAGCAGUUAUGUAUGAUUCAGCUAAUACUAGAGAAGAAUAUUACCAUUUGCUAGCAGAAAAAAUUUAUAAAAUACAGAGAAGAGAACUGUCAGAUGGGAGACAGCGUCGACCAGAACUUCGUAGACCUCAAGUUGGCACUGGAUUGGAAACUACUGCCCCUGUGAAUCAAGCUCCUAGAAUUCAAGGAGCAAAUCAGAUUCAACAGUUAAAUUUACCAAAUGCUGGUGUGUCGGCGACAAGGCAAAGAAUGCCACCACCUAAUGUUACUGUUCUCCCUAAUGCUACUCCUCGUGGAUCAGAGUUAUUUUCUUCUGGAUCUCAGUUGCCUGCUUCUUUAAAUAACACUAUUAAUAUGAAUCAGGCUCAAGUUAGACAAAACAAUUUAUCCUUAAGUAGUUUGCAACAGCACCAGUUUCAACAACAGCACUUAAAUCAUUUAAAUUCUUCUAACUCUACAAUUGGAUCAUCUAAUGUUGAUUUGUCUACCAUUUCUUCCACAACAAUAUCAGCAUCACAGUUUACUUCUACUCAGCAAAACAAUUCUCAAGCAGCAAAUGCUUUUAAAGCUAGACAAAAUUUGCUUCAAUAUCAACAACAAGCGUCAAUUUUAAGGCAGGUAGAACAAGAACAGUCUGUAACACCUAGCAUAAAUUCUCAAUCUCUCAUGAUGAAUCAACAGUUUCAGCAAAAUCAGAUGCUAAAUGACCAGCAGCAGCAAAAUCAAAUGAUAAAUCAGCAUCAAAAUACUGUUUUGAACCAGCAACAACAAAACCAAUUAUUGAAUCAUUCUCAGCAACAAAAUCAACUUUUGAACCAGCAACAGCUUCAACAGAAUCAGCUGUUAAACCAACAACAGCAGCAAAACCAAAUUUUAACUCAGCAGCAACAUAACCAGAUGCUUAGCCAGCAACAGAAUCAACUUUUAAACCAACAACAGCAAAAUCAGAUUUUAAAUCAGCAACAACAAAACCAAAUUUUAAAUCAGCAACAACAGAAUCAGAUCUUAGGUCAACAGCAAAAUCAGCUUCUAAAUCAGCAGCAGCAAAAUCAGUUAUUAAGUCAGCAACAACAAAAUCAAAUGUUAGGACAGCAGCAAAAUCAUAUUAUAAACCAGCAGCUGCAGCAGAAUCAGCUAUUGAGCCAACAGCAAAACCAGCUGCAACAGGUUCAGUCUCAGCAGCAAAAUCAGGCUAUCCUGAAUAGAGUUGAAAUUAAGUCACAGCCAAGUCUCCCACCACAAUUGUCCUCUCAGUCUAGUGGAAAUCAAUUAGUUCACUCAUCUACACCUCAACCACAAUCACAGCAAUCACCAAUUCAACAGCCACCUAGAGCUGCAUCUGUACCAGUAACACAUCCUGCAACUCCAUCUACUCCUCAACAAACUAGUACUAAUAUACCUCAGGAAGAAGCUCCCAUGGAAAAUAAUAAUGAAGUUCAGUUAUUGCAACAGCCCGAAAGUCAUACCUUACAACGACCACCAGCACAAUCUUAUUCUGAAAUUCAUCUUCAAUCAUUUCAGCAAAAUAAUAUUCAGUCUUUGCCUCAAAUAGGCGAUCAGUCUCUAAACCAAGAUGAUCAAUUCUUACAACACACUGUUGGCCAGUCUCCACAGUUAACAAUGACUCAAUCAACACAACAGAACGCUCAAACUUUGCAACAGAAUGCUAACCAGCCAAUGUCUAAAGAAAUGAUCAAAGUAGAAGAUUGUAGUGAUGAAAAACCCGUCUCAUCAUUUUCAGAAACAGAAUAUUUAUCUAAUCAAGCCAGCGGUGAAGAAUCACGUAACUCUCUUGCAGGACAGUCUGAAUCUGAAUCAAAUCAAUCAGGUGGAAAGGUAUUUGCUUUUUCUUUACAAAAAAUAUCUGGGAAAGACAAUUAUCCAGAAAAAGUCGAAGAGGUUAAGAUUAAAACUGAAAAUUUGGAUGAUCAAGAAUUGCCUUCAAAGCAAAGUCCUAAGGUCGAAGUAAAAAUGGAAACUGAUGCUGAUAGCCAGAAGCGUGCUCUUGAAGAUACUAAAGAUUCUGUUUCUGCUGCACCAGAUGCAUCUCUUCAAGCAAAAGUGAAGGUUGAAGUUAAAACAGAAACUGCUGUAGUUAAGACAGAAAUUAAAAAAGAGGCUUCAGAGCCUCCUAUGAAAAAGUUCAAAGCCAAUCAAAAGAUAUUCAAGCCAGAUGAAUUGCGUCAAGCAUUGAUGCCAACUUUAGAAAAGUUAUAUAAACAGGAUCCCGAAUCACUGGCCUUUCGACAACCUGUUGAUCCUGAAGAAUUGCAUAUUCCUGAUUACUUUGAUAUCAUAAAGACACCUAUGGAUCUAUCAACAAUUAAGGAAAAACUUGAUACAGGCCAAUAUCAAGAUCCUUGGCAAUAUGUCGAUGAUGUAUGGUUAAUGUUCAGUAAUGCCUGGCUGUAUAACAAAAAAUCCUCAAAAGUUUAUAAACAUUGUUCGAAGCUUGCUGAAGUUUUUGAGCAAGAUAUUGAUCCAGUCAUGCGAUCAUUAGGAUAUUGUUGUGGAAGAAAAUAUGCUUUUCAGCCUCAGAUUUUAUGUUGCUUUGGGAAAGAAUUAUGUACAGUACCUCGUGACACAAAGUACUGGAGUUACCAGAAUCGUUAUAUUUACUGUCAGAAAUGUUUUACUGAUAUUGCUGGAGAUACUAUUUCCAUCGUGGAAGAUCCUACUCAGCCAGCUGUAACUGUGAAAAAGUCAGAUUUUAUCGAACUGAAAAAUGAUCAUUUAGAUCAAGAACCAUUUAUAGAAUGUACUGAUUGCUGCAGGAAAUUGCAUAAAAUAUGUGUUCUCCAUUUUGAACAAAUUUGGCGAGAAGGAUUUUUGUGUGAUGACUGCUAUCAGAGAAAAGCUAAAAAGAAAAAAGAAAACAAAUUCACUGCCAAGAGAUUGCCACAAACAAAACUUGGAUUGUUUCUUGAGAAUCGGGUUAAUACUUUCUUAAAGGACAGAGAAUGUGGUGCUGGGGAAGUUACAAUUAGAGUCGUAGCUAGUUCAGAAAAGUUUGUAGAGGUUAAACCUGGCAUGAAGGCAAGAUAUGUUGAUACUGGGGAAAUGUCUGAGAAAUUUCCUUAUUUGGCAAAAGCUUUAUUUGCUUUUCAAGAAAUUGAUGGUGUAGACACAUGUUUCUUCGGAAUGCAUGUUCAAGAAUAUGGAUCAGAAUGUCCACCACCAAAUACUAGGCGUGUUUAUAUUGCAUAUUUAGAUAGUGUUCACUUUUUCCAACCUAGAAAACUCAGAACAUCAGUUUAUCAUGAGAUUUUGUUGGGUUACUUGGAUUAUGUGAAGCGUCUAGGUUAUGCAAUGGCUCAUAUUUGGGCAUGUCCUCCGAGUGAGGGUGAUGAUUAUAUAUUUCACUGCCAUCCAGUAGAUCAGAAAGUUCCUAAACCAAAAAGACUACAAGAGUGGUACAAAAAAAUGUUAGAGAAAGGUGUUAACUGCAGAGUUGUUGUAGAUUUCAAAGAUAUUCUUAAGCAGGCCACUGAAGAUAACUUAAAAAGUGCUGCUGAGUUACCAUAUUUUGAUGAUGAUUUUUGGCCAAAUGUUCUAGAAGAAAAUAUUAAGGAACUGGAACAGGAAGAAGAAGAAAAAAGAAAAGCUGAGGCAAAUGUUGUUACAACAGCUACUGCAACAGCUUCUGAAGCUGAUGUUGAUGAAGAAGAUAGUGUUGAUGGUAAAAAGAAAGGUCAGAAAAAUGGACGUAAUAAAAAGUCGAAUAAAAGUAAAAACCAAAGAAAAAACACUAAAAAGUCAAAUUUACCUUAUACUGGGAAUGACUUAACUGCAAAAAUUUAUUCCACAAUGGAGAAGCACAAAGAAGUGUUUUUUGUGAUUCGCUUACAUUCAUUGCAAGUUGCAGCCGGUUUGUCAUCUAUCAUUGAUCCAGAUCCUUUUAUAAGCUGUGAAUUGAUGGAUGGUAGAGAUCAAUUCCUAACUUUUGCUAGAGAUAAUCACUAUGAAUUUUCCUCCCUUAGAAGGGCAAAGUUUUCUAGCAUGGCUAUGUUGUAUGCUUUACAUAAUCAAAACCAUGACCAAUUUGUGUAUACAUGUAAUUCAUGUAAAUCUAAUGUUGAGACAAGAUAUCACUGUAGCCAAUGUGAAGAUUUUGAUUUAUGUGUCGCUUGCUAUAACAAAGAAGGUCAUAAACACCGCAUGGAUAAAUUAGGUUUUGGUUUAGAUGAAGAUUCAUCCAAUUCUGAUGCAAAAUCCGCAAUCAAUCCACAAGAUUCCAGAAAACUAUCUAUUCAAAGAUGUGUACAGUCUCUUGUACAUUCGUCUCACUGUAGAGAUGCAAAUUGCCGUAUGCCUAGCUGUUUAAAUAUGAAAAAGAUUGUUGCUCACGCCAAACAAUGUGAAAGGAAAACCAACCGAGGCUGUGCAGUUUGUAAGCAAUUUAUUGCUUUGUGUUAUCAUCAUGCAAAAGCUUGUCAAGAGACAAAGUGUCCUGUGCUGUUUUGUUUGAAUAUUAGACAUAAGUUGCGACAACAGCAAUUGCAACAUAGGAAACAACAAGCACAAAUUCUUAAGAGACGAAUUGCAACUAUGCAAAAUCGUGGAAUGCCAUCAGCUGUUACACAGAAUACUCCAGAGACGUCGUAUGCCGCUAGCCAGCCACCACCGGUAGUACAGGCGCCGGCACCUCCUUAUCCUACGCAACCUGGAAUGGAUAUGAAGCAGCUCCAAGUUGCUCCUGGCAUGAAUCCUAUGCAAGCAGUUCAACAAGGGCAAACUAUACGGCUUGCAAUGCCUCAACAUGUAGCUGCUGGGAAUGUAAGCUAUGGAAAAGGCAAUCCAAUGGCUCGACCUCCAGUACCUAAUGCCACCUUAAUGUCACAACAACAGAUGCAGGCUCAGAUGCAACAGAAACCGUUACCUCAAGUACUUGGCGUACCAAAUCGGGUGAUGGGAAUGGGUGGCGUUAAUCGAUGGGAAAAUACCAAUUACAUGCAGAAUUCUCAACCUCAUCCAAACCUGCAACCACAGCCUUCUCAACAAAUGGGAUUACGGCAGCAAUCGCAACUCAUUGGACCAGGUGGUAUGGCUAGUUCACUUGGGAACCCUGCUGUUAAAGGUCCAUCUCAACUUGUGCCUAAGCAAGGACCUUCCUUGCCAAACCAGCAAAAUUCACUUCAAACUCUAAUUCAAACUCUAAAAUAUCAACAGUCUCCUCAACAACAGCAACAAGUGCUUUCAAUAUUAAAAUCUAAUCCACAGUUAAUGGCUGCUUUCAUUAAACAGAGGACUGCUCAGAAAAUGCAACAACAACAACAACAACAACAGCAGCAACAACAACAACAGCAUCAGCAACAACAACAACAGCAGCAGCAACAACAGCAGCAACAGCAACAACAGUUAUUAAAUGGUGGAAAUGUUAUUCUGCAUCCUUCUCAGUCUAAUAUUCGAUAUAGACAACAACAUUUGUUAGCUUUUAGGCAACAACUUCAACAACAACAGCAGCAACAACAACAACAGCAGCAACAAGCAAAUCAAUUUUCUCAUCCACAACCACCAAUGUAUGCCCAACGUCCAAGAAUGCCUAUAGCUUCCAGUUUUGGCCACCAGCAGCGAUUUCAGACAGACAAUUCUCAAUUUCAGUUUCAGCAACAAAAUUCACAAACUAUUUUACAAUCCCAAAUAAAGCAGAUGGCUUCUCCUACUCAUCCUCCCGUAAGCCCUCAGCAAGUGAUCCUUGAUAAUAAUCAAGGUUCAAUACCUUCACCUUCACAGCAACAAAUUUUGCAACAUUUAAGAUCCCCUCCUCCAAAUGCUCCUCAUCUUGCACAAGCAAUCGGUUCCCCUCAACCUAUUGCUUCUCCUAGGACUUGGGUUAAUGUUCCUCAAGGUCAACCCAUACCAUCACCAAGACAACAAAUGUCAUCACCGCACUACCCUACCCAAAGUCAAUCACCUCAUUCGAGUCUUAGUUUUGGAACUGGUGGACUUGCUGGUUCAGAUCAAAUGACUGCUAAUAAUGAUCUAUAUUCUCAUUUAUCAAACUCAGUGUCAUUUCAUCCUAGCAUGUCCAACCAGUUACAGGGCACAGUUAAUCAAGAUUUAAAUCUGUCAUCAGCUGACAAUGUGGACAUGAGUCAUCAAACUAGAAAUGAGCAACUUGAUAAGUAUGAUAGCUUUUAACAUCAUAGUAUAUAAAAUUUUUUUCUUUGUUCAUUUUCUAAAAAGAAGUGGGCUUGAGUUCUUUUUUAUACCAGUAUUUUUGUACAAAACUGUUACGGUUAUUAGUUGAGAAACUCGUAUCCUAAUGACCGUUCAUGAAGAUAAUAUAUAGUUUUUUGGAACAACGAACAUUGUAUGACUCAUAUCAAGUUAAAUUUUGUACAUUACAAGUGCAUUAGCUGUGCAUAAAAAAAAAAAAAAAAAUUAGACCAUAACUGUUACAAUAUUGAAUGAGGCGCUACUUCAUUCUUCGUAGAAAGACUAACAAUGAAGUGAUUUAGAUUUUUAUAAUGUCACUUGUUUAUCAUGAUCUCACAAGAGUUUUGAUAUGAGACGUUGGUUGGACUUUUUUUUUCGUUUGCUUUGUAUAGACAUCAAGAGUGUGCAAAACAAAUGCACAAACAUAAGCAGCCAUAAUCUAUUUUAUUCAGUUGUAGAUAAAUCCUGCAUUUAUGAAAUACUCAACAUAUUUCAGGACUAAAAGGAGUUUUACUUUACUCUCUCUCUUUCUCUCUGAAAAAACAAGAGAUAGAACUUCAACUUUGUUCACGAUGUAAUAUCUUUAUAAAUAUGUCAGACAUCAAUUUAUUUCCCCCUUAUUCUAAGACAUUCCAAAAAAUAUCCCUUUACAUUUUUUGGAACAAUUAUGAACUUUGAGUAAAUUUUAUGUACUUGUUAGUGUUACAAAUUUUUAAAUUAUUAUAUUAUGUUUAUUAUAUAGCACACUUACUGCUCAAAACUUAUGUUACUUGUGUAUUCAGAGGGCUCUUACUUUUAAUACUGAUUCUCCCCCCCCCCUUUCCUGAAGUUAUUUUAAUUCAUUUUACUUAUAGUACUUUCUAGGUUAUACAAAAUCUUAAAUUUAGAGAAGAUUUAUAUGUGGCCUUAUGUAAAUAUUUUUCUGAAAUUAAAUGUACUUAAAUUAUAAAUUUUUUUAUAUAAAGAUAAAUAUGCUGAGUAAGUAUUUAAUCAAUCCCCUUCCUUCUUAAGUAAAUAUUCAUGAAUUUAUUGAAAAAGUAUUCUUGAACUUGACUUGUAGAAUGUUUAAAAUUCUAACAUUUGUAGUAUUAUAUGAAUAUUGCUUUUUGUGACAUUGCAACUGCAUAGAUGGUAAAAAAUAAAAUUAUUUCCCUGAAAGUAAUUGCUUGGAUGUUUUAAAAGUAAUGGACUUUGUUCUAUAAUGUUUUAUUUUUGAACUUGCGCAAAAUUUUUUUUUGUGUGCAAUUCUAAAUACACAUUUAAUAAUUGUAAUUUGUGGAUAAGUGUGAAUAAUUCUUUUUAGAUAGUGAGUUUUUUACUUUAUUUUUUAGGCUGCCAUUUUUAAAUAUUACAAAUCUGAAUUUAUUUUUUGCUUCUAACUGAAGUAUGCAAACCUCCAAAAGUUUAAAAAGCUUCUCUUUGUUAAUUCUAUACGAAUAGCAUUUGAAUUUGAUGUAAAAGCUAUGGUAAAUUGUAUGUUAUAGAAUUGUUAGCUUAUUUUAGGAGAUUAUGAUCGAAACCUUCUAAAAUAUUGGCAUCUGUUUGUACUUCUCUGACAACCAGCUUGAACAACUAACAUCUUUGCAAAAAUACUUUUAUUCUUCAACAACAAAAAUGAAUACAUUAAAAUUGUCAUCUAAGGAGAAACCUAUCUUCCUUCCUAAACAUGCAAAUUUCAUAUUGGUAUUGAUAAAUAGUAUGUACAAAUUUUGUACAUGCUAUAAUUUGUGUAAGAAGGAAGAUAAACUUUUGCUUGGAUAACAAUUUUAAAUGUAUUAAGUUUUUCUUCUACAAGAAUUAAAAGAUAUUUGCCGAAAUGUGACUUAUUCAAGUUUGUUUGUUGAAAAGGCUAACUUCUUUUAACGUGUUUGUACAACAGUACAGAUUGCAUGAUUUUUCAAAUUUAAGAUCAACUGCAUGAUCUUUAAAAUCUGUUAAUAUUUAUGAAAUUUUCAAGAGCUUCAACUGGGAUGCGUGCUUAUUCUAUAGUAUUAACAUUGUGAACACCAUUAACUUUAUGAAAUCUUUGUAUUUCAUUAUUUUCCGAUUGUUACACAUUUAAUAUAAUGUAAACAUCAAAUAUUUAAUUUUAAAAUUGAAAGCUCGGUGUUAUGAAAUAUUAUUGGUUGAAAAGAAGUUAAUGCAAUAUGAAUGCUUCUAAGAAAUUUGAAACUAAAAAAAAAGAAAAGAUUAUUUUGUUGUUUGCAGAAAGGUUCAACUGUUUUUAUUUUUAAAUUUCUUUUUUCAAUUUCGACAGUAGCAGAAACUUAUAUUGUAUCAUUUGUGAAUUUUUCACUGUACGAAACUAAAUGAGAUGUUAGUUUUCGUCAUAAAAUUCAAUUGACAAUUCAAAUAUUAUCAGUUUAACACACAUAUAACAAACAAAAUUAACAUAUAUAAAUUAAUAAAUAAAAUAGUUUUUCACACUUUCAUAUUAAACUCCUCUUUUUAUUUAAAAAAUUUUGUGAUUUUUUUCUAAUGUAAUCUGCUGGCAAUUUAUAUAUUUAAUUUAUGAAUCCACAAUUUUUAUUUAAUAAUGCAGUUUUGUCUACCACAUUAUUUUAUUAUCACCAAUUUAUUUAAAUAGAGUUUAUGGAUUUUUUGAGUUUAUAAAUUUAAAAAUUUUAUUAAAUAAAGUCGUGUUUCACUACUUUUUAUUUUAUUCAUAAUAUUGCUUUAUGUAAUAAAAUUUUUAAAUUUGUGUAUGUUUAUUAGUGAAUUUAUAUUAUAUUUAAUGAAAUUUGUAAAUCACUAACACCUUUUAUUAAAUAAAGCUAGCUUAUUACCAUUAGAUUAAAAUUGCUGCUUUAUUUAAAUAAAAUUUUGAAUUCAUCUGUAUUUUUGCUUGUUAUUUCUAAAAUAUAUCUCCCAAAAAGUUAAUUUUCUAGACUUAAUUAAAUUAGUUAUUUGUGAAGUUUUAAAAUCAAUAUCUUAUGUUGACUUAUAAGUUAAUCAAAUCUAAUGGAAGUGGAAAAAGCUUUAAAAGGGUAUUUUAUUUUGGUAGUUUUUAAAAGAGUAAUUAAAUCAUAAUUUUAACCCUAAAAAAUAAAAAUUACAAUAUACUAGUUUAAAUAAAAAAGCAUUUUGUAGAUCAAUAAAAUACAUUAUUUAUAGUUAUUCCCAUAAAAUAAACAAAUUAUAAAUACAGUUUAAUAUAUUUUUUAAUAAAUUUUCCUCAGUUAUAAUGUAUCAAUCUAUGAGAAGAUUUGUCAAAUAUUUCAGUUUGAUAUAAAUAGAUAAUGACUCUAAAACCCUAAAUCUCUUAAUGGCAAACCAGGCUGUUUCUUUGUCACAUACUUUUUUUAAGCAUGUAAAAUUGUUGAUGCUACUAAUUAGCUUGUAAAUAUUUCUUUCAUUGUAAUUGUGUGCACAAAAAAAGAAUCACAAUCAAAGAAUGUUUUGAUAUUUUAGAAACCGCUAACUAAAAUUUUUAAGAAUCAUUUUAUAAUUUGAUAAGAAAUAAAAUGAUGCAAUAAUUUUAUUGUAGGAGUAAAAAUGCUUUUGUUAUGUAAUGUGUGUAUAUUUAAUAAUGAUAAUAAGGAGUGGUUAAAAAAAAACAGCAACUAAAUAUAGUGUUAAAUGGUAAAAGAAUAGUAAAAAGAUAGAUAAUAAUGUAUAUAAUUCAGUCAUGAAUUAUAAAAUUUGACAUUUUUAUGUAAUGCAAAAUGAAUGAAUUUUAAAAAUUAAUGCAAGUUUUUAUAUUUUACAGAUUUUUAAUAGUGAUAUAACUACUCUCGAGUUGAACAAUGUUUCUACACUGUUAAUACAUUAAGAAAAAUUCCUAGAUGAUAUAAUAAUUAUUUCUGUUGCUUUCUCCCAAAGUAAUUUUGUGAUGUGCACAUAUUGUAAUACAAAUUGUAUUUCGUAAUAUGUUUUGAUUCCAAAUGGAGUUUUCCCCUUUAAUACACAAGUAUCGAAGUAUAUAUUUAUUUUUGAAUCUAUAAAGUGAUUUUAGUUUGCAUAAAUAAAAAAAUUUCCAAUAUGAAAUGAUUCAGACAACACAUUAAAGCAAUAAAACAUUGAUAUUUCUGUGUAUAAUCAUAGAAAGCCAGUUGGCGUUUUCUUGAAGUGUUGUUUGUAUUUAUAUUCUUUGUUUUAUUGUAUUCUGUAAUCAUGAAAACAGCUAUAAAAUGAAUAUUUUCUUUUGAA